Messenger RNA from Quercus lobata, 1290 nucleotides. RefSeq names its product phytoene synthase 2, chloroplastic-like. The record is from RefSeq and is a predicted model, not a curated record. Gene Ontology annotation, biological process: biosynthetic process. The transcript has 6 exons. Lineage: Eukaryota; Viridiplantae; Streptophyta; Magnoliopsida; Fagales; Fagaceae. Gene Ontology annotation, molecular function: geranylgeranyl diphosphate synthase activity; squalene synthase [NAD(P)H] activity. Bases 1 to 1269 code for a protein of 422 amino acids.
AUGGCUAUAUGCCUAAUAGCCUUGUAUAGAUUAAUUCAGCAAAUGGAGAACACGAUGAUUGUACCAAAAUUCGCAUUACUUAUAUACUUGCAAAGCAGAAAAAAUAGUCAGGAGAUUCUCUGUGUGGUUUGUCCCAAAAUGAAUGCUCAUUACUCCUUGCUCAGUCUCAUGCCCAGAAAUUAUUGCACACAAAGGAGGUUUAAGCUUAGUUUUUCAUCUGGGAUUUUUGCAAAUUCAAGCGCAGUUGCAAACUCAUUAAGAUCCUCGGAGGAGAGGGUGUAUGAAGUGGUGCUGAAGCAAGCAGCUCUGGUGAGAAAGCAGAGGAGAGAGAGCGCAUUGGAUCUGAAAAAACCAACUGAGAGUGAUUGGAAUCGUUUGAAUGAAGCUUAUGAAAGGUGUAGAGAGGUCUGUACCGAGUACGGCAACACAUUUUACUUGGUUACAUUACUCAUGACGCCAGAACUACGAAGAGCCUUUUGGGCGAUUAGAGUGUGGUGCAGAAGGACUGACGAGCUUGUGGAUGGGCCUAAUGCUACAUACAUCACACCCAAGGAUCUAGAAAGAUGGGAGAAAAUAUUAACUGAUCUUUUUGAAGGUCGACCUUCUGAUGUGUAUGAUGUUGCCCUAUCUGAUACUGUCUCAAAGUACCCUAUUGAUAUACAGCUCUUCAAAGACAUGAUAGAAGGAAUGAAGUUAGACUUGAGAAAAUCAAGAUACGAGAACUUCGAUGAGCUCUACCUUUACUGCUACUGUGUUGCCGGGACUGUGGGGCUUAUGAGUGUUCCAGUGAUGGGGAUAGCACCAGAAUCAAAGGCUUCAAUAGAGAGUGUUUACAAUGCUGCACUAGCCCUUGGAAUUGCUAAUCAACUCACCAACAUACUCAGAGAUGUUGGAGAAGAUGCUAGUAGAGGAAGAAUUUAUCUCCCACAAGAUGAACUAGCACAAGCUGGCUUGUCAGAUGAUGACGUAUUUCGUGGGAAAGUGACCAAUAAAUGGCGUAGUUUCAUGAAGGGCCAGAUAAAGCGAGCAAGGAUGUUCUAUGAUGAAGCAGAGAAGGGGGUUUCAGAGCUCAACUUAACUAGUAGAUGGGGAGUAUGGGCAUCGUUGUUGUUGUACCGACAGAUUUUAGAUGCCAUUGAAGCUAAUGAUUACAACAACUUCACAAAGCGGGCUUUUGUACCGAAAGCAAAGAAACUAGUAUCACUUCCGGCUGCCUAUGGCAGAGCAUUUAUGGGAAACUCAAAGUUGGCCAAGUUAAUAAUGAGAUGAACCUGAUUACCUUGGCAUAGU